This is a messenger RNA of Episyrphus balteatus (marmalade hoverfly), 681 nucleotides long. Its product is annotated as ubiquitin-conjugating enzyme E2 T-like. The transcript is spliced from 3 exons. The record is from RefSeq and is a predicted model, not a curated record. The coding region runs from base 105 to 629 and encodes 174 amino acids. NCBI's taxonomy places the organism in Eukaryota, Metazoa, Arthropoda, Insecta, Diptera, Syrphidae.
AUUCCGUAUUUGUUGUUAUGGGAUGGCGCUAAAUUUAAAAUCAAAAAGUAAACAAAUGACAAAGUAUUAAAGGACUAAAGCACAAUUUGCACUCCCAGUAAAAUAUGUAUUCCAAAAUCAAAUCAAAUAGAAUACCUGUUGAACUACAGCAAAUCGAAAAGACACAAGAUGCCCACGGUAUAUCUUGCAUUCCCAAAACUGAUUCCGAUUUUUCCAGUUUAAUAGCCACAAUCCCAGGACCCAAAGACUCUCCUUAUGCCAGUGGAAUGUUUGAAUUAAGCAUUAUAGUUGGUGACCAAUAUCCAUUUAGACCACCGACUUUUAAGUUCAUUACACCAGUUUUUCAUCCAAAUAUUGAUAGCAGUGGUCAAAUAUGUCUUGAUUUGUUAAAAAUGCCUCCAGUUGGUACUUAUAAUCCUGCAAUAAGAUUAGAAUCAAUCUUGUUGUCUAUUCAGCUCCUCCUAGCCAAUCCAAAUCCAGAUGAUCCAUUGCAAGGCGAUGCUGCUGAUUUGUACAAAAGUAAUCUUGAAAUGUUUAAUCAAAAAGCUCGGGACUAUACAUAUUUGCAUGCAGUUAAAAAGGACUCAGAGGAAGAAGUCCCAUCUAAGAAGCAAAAGUUGUCACAGUAAUUUUUGUCUUGGUUUUUUGUUCAUUUAUUUAUUUUUCAUUAAAGUUUCUAUU